GCCGCUAAGCAGCCAAAUGGGGCUUGCACACAGACACUGAAACAUGGACUUUAGUAACAGUUUGUAGUGUGGCUGCUGGAAGGAAAUACUGAAAUGUGUGUAAGAGGAGCUGAAAGGGGUAGACGAAAAGUAGGAACUACAGCAAGAGCACAGCACUGUAAUGUGAUAUUCAGAAAAUCGGCUAUCUAAUCUUGCCUGCAAAUUCCUUCCACCCCCCUCUGCAUGACAGAAGGCAGUUUACUGUGCUUUAGCUGGAGGCACUGUCUGUAAAACUGCAGAGCAGGCAAGGAGACAGCUAGGAUGCCAGUGUGAUCCACUCCACAGCUUCAGUGUAGCCCAGGCUUCUGCUUACUAUUGUAUGGCCAAAAAAAUGUGAGGCUUUAUGUGGGAAGCCCUGAGUAGGGAACUGAUUUACAUUACCCAAGCUAGCAGUCAGGCAGAGCUUCUUGUCAGCAGACACUACUUUGGGGUUGGUUCACAUGCCAGUCACGUCCACCCUUUGGAACAGCGAACAGCAACAUCGGGGCUUCAUCAAGUGAUGAGAGCAGACGUCAAACUGCCCUAUGAAUAUUGAUGUGGAGGCUAGUCUGCUUUCGUAGAGGAGCAGAAGGAAGCAAGAUGGCUGCCCUUUAGGAUUUGUUAAAAAGGAGAACAGACUGUGUUUGCUGGAUUUCUGCAAGGCAGAGGGACAUUUCAGAGGUACGUCUGUAGGGCAGCCUUGUGGAUGGCCCCGGAGAAGGCUCGAUGGAAGAAGAAAGAAGCCACCAUGAUGAGGGCAGUAGAUUGACUCCUCUUCUAUUACAUCCAUCACCUGCUUGCCAAAAUAAGCCAGCAACGCAACAGAAUGGGGACCUGCCAACAGAGAAAACCCAACCCCAAAUGAAUGGAGUCAGCUGUUUACAGUCAAAAAACAACUAUGGAGCCUCACACAUGAAGGGAAAUCCAGACUGCUCUGACCUCACACGUGAAAACAGUGUGUAUUCAAAUUUACAUAAUGGUGCAAUAAAACGUACACUUAGUGAGCCUUUGCUGUCUGAGUUUCUUCAGCUGAAAAAAAUAAGAACAGUUGGGGAGGUGAAUGGGGAAAAUGAAGGUGAAUUAAAUGGGCAGUAUAUCCAACCAAGUGGUUCUGAGUUCUGUAGCAAACACAAAGCUGAGAGAACAGAAGAUCAGGAAAACUCAUGUGUUCAGGUUUCAAAUGAGCAGAACAACAACCUUAAUUCCCACGACUGUGACAUUGUCUUGUGUCAGAAGGAUGAGACUAUGCCAAUGUCUAAUGGUGCUACUGUUUUUGCCUCUUCCAUGAAGCUUACACAUGGAGAAUUCUUGGAGAAAACCAGUUCUCAAUAUUAUCCUGAAACUGGUCCUCUUGCAGUGCAGAAUACAACAUCUCCCAUGGUUGCCAUUAACACUCUAAAUGAUGCUAGCAAUGAUUUGUCACCCCAGGCAAAUCAUUCAUCACAUACCUCAGGGCAGAUCGCUUCCCAAUUAACCUUGAACUCGGUGCUUCCUCAAGAGCCAGAUGACAUGGCUGUUGAGGCCCCCAAUAAUGACAACUGCAACAAGCCUGCUGUAAAACCAGGAAGCUUUUCACAUCCCGUACAAGAAAAGAAACCACUUCCGCAAGAGGCACUCAGCUAUAACGCCCAGGAUUUAUCUGAAAGAAACGGUGAUGUAAGUAAGCCUGAGCGACUGAUGUGCUCUGAACACCUUCCUGUUUCCACCAAUGCUUCAUACAAUGUCCUAAAUAAUGGAUCUACUGAUAGACUUACUGCUGCUUUCAGUAAGGAUCCUUUGACUUUGGUGCAGUUUAAUAAGUUACUGUAUGCCCAGGAAAAUGACACUUACAGUUCCACCCAAAACCUUUGUGAUGGUAGUUUUGUACAUUCACAGGCCAAUAAAGCAUGCCAAUCACUUCAUCCGAGAGCCUCCUCUCAGUCUGGGUUUUUGCAGUCUGAUAACAACAGAACAGUGCCCACUGCUGCACUACACUGCACAGCAGGAGUAGAGCUACCAUCAGAAAACAAUGGGCAGGAAAAAUGUGCUUUUAAAAAACAACCCGAAGAGCAAAAUGAGCAUGUUCCACCUCAAAAUGGGAAAGAUUAUUGCAAUGGAAUUGAGAAGGUUGGUAAAGAUCUGAUGGAGCAAAGAAAUCCAUAUGUUAGAUCAAACUGGACAAACUUUCGGUCCAAUCACUGUCCAAAGGUAGACAGUGCCCAGAAGUCAGAGAACUUGCUAAAGUUACUGAUGGAUUCUCAAUCACAAAGUCAGAAGAAGCUAAAGCAAUAUACAAGAAAACCUGGUAAUAAAAACCGGGCACAAGGUCAUCAAGACUUAGGGGGUUCUGGGUCACCACUACAGCCUCAUGGGCAGCAGCUACAUUUCCAAAAGCACUUAUCCCAGGCAGCCAACACAGAUAUUAGACUGCAAUCCUAUGAGCAGAAAAACAGCGCAAGUCUUUUCUAUCAGUCACAGUCAGAAAAACAAACAUAUGACCAAGUUUUAAAACAGCACUUAAACCUACAGACAUCAGAGGCAGGGCAAUUUCCACAUAAUGUACAACAAUCGCUGCACCAGCAGGGGCUGCAUUCAGAACUAGGUGAGAAUUCACAGUUUCACCAGAACCAACAUUUUCAACAAAAUCAAGAUUUUAAAAUGGUUAAAGAGCAACUUCCACACACUCAGCCCCUGUUCAGUAAUGCACCAAAUAGGGAAAGUCCGCUUAACCACCUAACACUAGAGGAAAACACUCAAGCAAUCAGUCAGUACCCAAGUAACCACCAGUACCAUCCAUCUGUUCAGGAUCUGGAAAUGCAACUGCAAAGGCAAAGUUCAAGCAACACAACCUUGCAUUUUAAUUCUAACCAGUCCAUCUCACAUAGAAAAGACCAGUACCUUUCAGAAAAUGCAGAGACUGGUAAGCAAAUUAAAACUGAAGCUUUUGAGCAGUACUUUCAGACAAGUCGAUCUCCGCAACAAGGCCAGUGCAGUUACCAAGAACAGAAAAACAGAAACAAUCUUCCUAUUAUGAAUCCAGAUCAGCAGAAAGUUUCAGAUUAUAGCAGACAGAGCCAGGAUAUAACAGUUCCACAAAGUAUGGUAAACCAAAGGAGAUACUUACCACAUAGCAGUCCUCCUACCCCAGGUUUGCAGGAUCAACAUCCUCAGUUUGCAAAACAGAUGAAUUGUAUUCCAAAACAUGCGGCUCUGAGGCAUCAUUUGCUUCAGCGCCGGGAGCAGAGCAAACAUGAAGGUUCUACUGCACGCCGAUCUAUCAAAGUGGAGAACGGCUCGCACUCUGUCUGCAGUCGAACACCCAAUGAAAACAAAACAGGGAAAAAAACAAUCAAACAAGAGAUUCAGCAUUUUGGCCCAGAUAAUAUACAACAAAGGAGCAUUCUUGAAACAAUGGAACAGCAGAUGAAACAGUAUCCUGGGAAAUCAUUGUUUCACCAUCAUGUGUCAACUAUCAAAUCACCCAAGCAUGUUAAGGUGGAGACUUCAGGCCCUGUUACUAUUUUAACUACACACGCUAACUCUUUGACACUAGACCAACAGACUGUCUCUCCACUUGAAAAAACCCCUACCAAGAGAGCAGCAGGAUCUGCUCUAAACAACUUUUUAGAAUCUCCUUCAAAGCUAUUAAGCACCCCUGUCAAAAACCUCCUGGAUACGCCUGUAAAAACACAGUAUGAUUUCCCAUCAUGCAGCUGUGUAGAACAAAUAAUUGAGAAAGAUGAAGGACCUUAUUAUACACAUCUUGGUGCUGGACCGAACGUGGCAUCUAUCAGAGAAAUGAUGGAAGAAAGGUUUGGCCAGAAGGGCAAAGCCAUCAGGAUUGAGCGAGUUCUUUAUACGGGAAAAGAAGGGAAGAGCUCUCAGGGAUGCCCGAUUGCAAAAUGGGUCAUUCGGCGGAGUGGGGUGGAUGAGAAGAUGCUGUGCUUGGUGAGAGAGCGAGCAGGCCAUUCCUGUGAAACGGCUGUGAUUGUGAUUCUGAUCCUGGUAUGGGAAGGCAUAUCUCUGAACUUAGCAGACAAGCUAUACUCUGAGCUCACCGAAACGCUACGGCAGUAUGGAACAUUGACAAACAGACGAUGUGCUCUCAAUGAAGAGCGUACCUGUGCAUGCCAGGGGCUGGACCCCGAUACCUGUGGUGCCUCAUUUUCCUUUGGGUGCUCUUGGAGUAUGUACUACAAUGGGUGCAAAUUUGCUAGAAGUAAAAUCCCCAGAAAAUUCAAGCUGAAUUGUGAUGAUCCAAGAGAGGAAGAGAAAUUGGAAGACCAUCUCCAGCACUUGUCAACACUGAUGGCACCAAUCUACAAGAAGCUUGCGCCAGAUGCCUAUAAUAACCAGAUUGAGCAUGAGCACAGAGCCCCAGAUUGUCGUCUUGGCAAGACAGAAGGUCGCCCUUUCUCAGGAGUCACUGCAUGCUUGGACUUCUGUGCUCAUUCCCACAGGGACCUGCAUAAUAUGCAAAAUGGCAGCACACUGGUCUGCACUUUAACCAGAGAAGACAAUCGUGGUGUUGGGAAACUGCCCCAAGAUGAGCAGCUACACGUCUUACCUCUUUAUAAAAUCUCCCACAUGGAUGAAUUUGGCAGCACAGAAGCGCAGGAAGAAAAAAAAAGAACAGGUGCUAUUAAAGUUCUGACCUCCUUCCGCAGGCAAGUGAGGAUGCUAGCGGAGCCUGUGAAAACGUGCCGGCAGAAGAAAAUGGAAGCCAAGAAAGCGGCAGCAGAGAAACUCGGUGCAUCAGCAGAAAAUGGCUCAAACAAAGGUGAAAAGGAGAAGUCCUUACGUUACAAGAAUGCACACUCGGAAACAGCUAACCAUGAAAAGCAGCUAGCAGAUCUCUUGCGAAUUUCAGGACAAGCAAAGCAGCCAGGCUCCAUUUCUAACAUCAGUCACCCAAACCCUAUGAAUUCUUACCCUACAGCAGAUCCAAAUAACUCUUAUGCAAGAAUUUCAAACCCGGCAGACCCCUAUCAAAAUGCUGCUUCCACUUAUUCUGGCUCUAACCAUAUGGAUCUUUUUCAUGCUCCUCCAAAUGCAGUAGUCUCCUGUGACUCCACCCCAGUGAACCCUUACCAAGGUCAAUUAAAUCAAGGUAGCCCAUGCCCCCCAUAUCCAUGUAAUGGAAAUGGUCCCUUGGACAGUUGCUCUCCUUAUCUUAGUCCUUAUUCCUCACAUCCACAACACAUGUUCUACAGGUAUAAAAACCAAGAACCAGUGUCUAAUCUUAGUUUGCCUCCAGUUCAGUCACUGUACCAGCAGAGGUUUGCUGACAGUAAGGCCUAUGGUCAUAAAUACAUGAAUUAUGGAAACCAAAGCAUGCACGUUGAUGAUUUCAAUGGCUGCAAUCUUAAACCAAUGGGAUCUUUUAAUCCAUACUCUGUGCAUAAAGCUGAUAACUUGAUGGGAGCUGCCUCAAAGACAAAGCCUAACCGUAAUAACCUGGACUGUGCUUCCCUGAACAAGAAUGGUGAUUAUCCCCUUCCACAUGCCUUCCUGGCUCAUGAAAGCAAUGCAUCCAUAGGAGGCAGGGCUGGCUCUCUGCAUCUCUAUGGUAAAAAUGAUGACAUGCACUUACAUAUAGCGAAUGGAAUUCCAGAAAUGCUUCCAGGUCUUAAUCAUGACAGGACUAACCUUGGAGGCCUCAGUAGAUCUAAUGGUGCUAAUGUUCAGGAAAAGCAGCUACCACAGGCCCCAGGACCUGUCCAAGAACAGCCAGAAGAAGUGUGGUCAGACAGUGAGCAGAGCUUUCUGGACCCUGAGAUAGGAGGAGUGGCAGUGGCCCCAACUCACGGCUCAAUACUCAUUGAAUGUGCAAAGCGUGAACUCCAUGCUACAACCCCUUUAAAAAAUCCCAAUAGGAAUCACCCUACUAGGAUAUCUCUUGUAUUUUAUCAACAUAAAAGCAUGAACGAGCCAAAGCAUGGCAUAGCAUUGUGGGAAGCAAAGAUGGCAGGCAAGGCCAGGGAAAAGGAAGAGGACUGUGAAAGAUAUGGUCCAGACUAUGUUGCUCCAAAGUCCUACAACAAAAAAGUAAAACGGGAACCUAUUGAGCCAACCCUUGAGCCUGCUGAACCAACCUAUCUACGUUUCAUUAAAUCUCUCACACAGAGAACCAUGUCAAUGACAACAAACUCCCUAGUCACAACAUCUCCAUACGCCUUAACACGGGUUACAGGUCCUUACAACAGAUACAUAUAGUCUGUUGGGUUACCUCAUGUACAUCAGACAGAUGCAUCAUGCUCUGCUAGUUCUUGUGGUUGUGUGGAUGUUGUGACAGUAUUUGACAUAAGAAAAUCAUGUAAUUCAUGGGAACGAAUAACCAGCAAAAAACAAGAAACCAUAUCCUCACCAUCACUGUUUUCUUCUUUUAUGUCUGAUUGGUUGCUGAACAUGUCAAAGAAGAAGAUACAAUCAUCCUAUGCAAUGGUGUUCAACAGCUAGGAAAACACAGGUGUAUCGGAUGAAGUGUAAUAGUAUUCUGUAGCUUUCACCUUAUACCAUGGUACAUCUGUGAUCACUUUUUAAAACGAAAAUAUCUAGGUAGGAGCCAGAGGUAAUCUUGCUGUAGUGUUACAACAUCAGGAAUCUUACAAUGACCUUGUGGUGCUGAUUUCCUAAUGUGCUAAUUGAUAGCUGAUUUCCUAAUGUGCUAAUUGAUACUGGAAAUACAACUUUUUAACUUAUGCUAUAUAAUCUUAUUAAUGACCUCCAAUGUGCUGAAGUAGUGUAUAUACUCAGAUCAUCAUGGAUUUGGAAGAAACACUGAAAAAUUGGUGCUACAAUGUGUGUCUUUAUAAGUACUUAAUGCCUUGAACUACAUAUUCAGUUUAAUGGGUAUACAUGAAUUCAUUUAUAAACAAAAAAGUACACUUUUAAAUAUUUGUUUUAUAUUAAUUCUGGUAGAUGCUAACAUGACAGCUUCUAAACUGUAGUAACUGUUAACAUGUAAGCAGAACCCACAGGUGAAACAUCCUACAAUGUAACCUUUGUCUUACAAUAUGGUAUUGAUAUAUUUUCGUUCUCCUGUGGGAUUUUUUAAAAAAUAUUUUAUCACCAUUCAAAAUAUAUAGAAAUGCUUAAUAAGUGACCUUUGAUGGUAACCUGGGCCAAAUGCACUCCCGACUAUAAAUUAGAUUUCUGUAUAAAGCUGAAGUUUCAGAAUAUUUAUGUGUGCCACUGAAAGCUGAGGUUGCUGCCAAUACCCUUGCAAUGUGCAGGAUAGGCGUAAGUCAUUCCUUACAAUACAUAUUGGGCUUGAUGUAUAAAGCUGUGAAAAGAGAAGAGUGGAGAAGUUGCCGUUAGCAACCAAUAGGUUUUGAGGAAGUGUUUAUUAAGUGUUUAUCAAUCUCCAGUCUUUUCACCGCUUGAUACAUUAACCCCACUGGAUCCUAAUUCUGAUGAAAUUACUACUCACAUUUUAAAUAAUAUUAAAAUAUUCAGUAUUGUUUUAUUUCUUAAAAUGUACAAGCUGCAUACACUUUUGAGUCAUAGAAAAUACCCCAUCUCUCAUUUAAGCCCUCUCAAUCUAUAGUAUAAUUGUUAUAUGCACUCUCUAGUAGAGCAGUCUUAUCACCUGAACUGAACAAAUGUCACUUUGAGAGUUGCGGCUGUGGGAGGAGAUAGGGUACAGCACCUGCCGUCAAGGACAAAGGAUUUUAAUUUUACAGGGCAUAGUUUUAAAAGACUGUAUUUAGGCGCCCAUUUAUAUGAAUUAUAUAACUUGUUGCGUAUGAUAAAUGUAAUUCCAGCCAAUCAGCUCACAACUGUCAUUUUUCAAACACAUGACAAUUAGGAGCUGAACACAUGACAGUUAGAUACUGAUUGGCUGGAGCACCAUUAAUAAUAUGCAACAAGUUUUGUUAUCCACAAGUUUUCUCACUUAUUGAUAAAUGAGCCCCUUAAUGAAAAAAAAGGACUCUGACUUAGCCAAUUUUUACUUAUAAAAAGAAACUAUUAGUUGUAGUUUGGCCCUAGGUCUGCACCAAGGCACAUUUAUUAAGUAUUCCUCCGUAAUGUCCAUGACUUAAAUUUUUUUUACCAUCUAUUUAUUUGACAACUUCAAGUGCAGAGAAGUACAAUGAAUUUAAAUUGAACAUAGUACCCAAUAUUUGUUAUUAUGAAAAGUAAAUAUCCACUCUCCUGUUUUUUACACAGUGUGCAAUGAUAGCUCUGUCUGUAGCCGCCUUGGUUCUCUCCACCUGUAACCAAUAAGCAGUUUGUAUGUUGACAUGACAGUGCUGUCCGGCCAUAUAUUUCUGUAAAGUGCUAUAUUCGUAUCCCACUAUACCUUAUUAUAUUACAAUACAGGUGGCCAGAUACUAUGGGGGACAUUUGCUAAGCAGUGAUAAAAGCGGAGAAGUGAGCCAGUGGAGAAGUUGUCCCAUCAACCAAUCAGCAGCUCUGUAUCAUUUUAUAGUAUGCAAAUUAUAGGUGUUACGUCAGUGCUGAUUGGUUGCCAUGGGCAACUUCUCCACUGGCUCACGUCUCCGCUCUUAUCACUGAUUAGUAAAUGUAACCCUAAAUCAUAUAGUUGCUAAGUGAGGUGAAGUCCUAUUGAGCUAACGCAGCUGUCACUGCUGGUGGGUGAUCAUAGGUAGCACAUAAGUAUUUUUAAUAACAAUAUAUAAAAACAUUACUUUGAAAGAAUUGUAGGUGCUGAGAACUUUUACAUUGACUAAUGUGUUCACUAAAAUAUGUCCCUCACAAUCUAUAGGUCACCAUAAGUGUUUUCAAGUUAAUUAUUGUUUUACUCGUUCAGUCAACUUUAGUUUUACGUAUUGGGCUGCAGAUGUCUCUACCAUACAUUGUUCGAUUUGUUAAAACAAAAGGUUUUAUUUCAGAUAUUUUUUUCUUUUCAUUUAAAGUAACUAUAUUUCAGCUGUUCCAAUGGGAGUAAUCGGCUGCAAUGCUUACUCUUUUGUGAAAAAUAUUAAUACAGUAGUAUAUAUUUUAUAUACAGAUGUGUAAAGCUAUAGUAAAAGCCGUUCUAAUAAGUUUGAAAGCAUAUCCAAAAAUUAAUUUAGUAUUGCAUCUGUCCUAAACGAAUCUAAUUUCUAAAACGAUGCACAAAUGUUGCUAUUUAACGGGUUGCCCUGCAUUAUACUGUUCAUAUUUGUGAGGGCCUAUAAUCACGUUGCCACAAGAACAGUGGCGAUGAGUGUGCACUGCAGCUUAUUACUCCUGAUGGAACAGGUCCCGAAAUAUACAGAAGAGAUACAGUAGAUGUGCCCAUUUAAAGACAAUCCAUAUCAUUGUUGCUACUUUAUACUGUAUAUUCCAUUUUGCUAAUCCCAACCUGCUCGGGAGAAUACACGUUUCCAUAUAACUAAUGCUGCAGAUACAGAAUUACACAUUUACAUUUUAUUUAAAAAUUGUAUGUUUUUAAGGCAUAGUUUGAUGGUAAAAUCCCAAAAGUGGACAUGAUUCUUAUCUACCAAAGUGUGUUCUUUUAAAUAAUUAUUUAUUUUUGUGAUGUUACAUAUUAAGACACAGUUUACAUACAGUAUAACUACAAUACGCUUAUGCAGGUAGUAGUAGCUCAGCUAAAUAUCCAAUAGUGUUGUUGCAUGUGGAUAUUUGGACUUAUUGAAGUCCAUUACCUACAGAAUGCGUGGGUGCGAAUUGCAUAUAAUUUCCCCAGUUGUGCACUUGUCUGACCCGCUUUCCACUUUUGGAAAGUGACUUCAUAUAAAAACUUUGCACAAAAAUUGGAAGGUGUGGUCCCAGAUAGGAAUGUGAAUGACACCAGGAGAUACAACAUAACUUAGUAUGUGGGAAACAGUUUAUACAUAAGGUAUCAUUUUUAGAUGAUCUUGUUCAUUAUAUGAAUAACAAAUGUUCCUUUCUUUUCUUCAAUAAUGGUCAUUCCAGGCUUAUCUCUGAUGUCAUGACACAAAGUCAUGUGACUAAGGGGACAGGCCUGUCUGUAUUUUAAAUGGCAUAGCUUAAUGUUUAGCCAUCUUGAGGUGCUAAGCCUGGUACAAACCUGUAAAAAGAGGCCCAGUAGUGUGGAAAUAGGUGUAUGACAUCACAAAAUGACAACUGUGCACCUGGCCCACUAUUGUGCAGUUCUGCAUAUGAACUUUACCGGGAGAUAGAAAAUUGCCUUAAUUUUGUGUUUUUAAGGUCCACUAAGCCUAAGUUUUAGCAUUAGCUUUCACAGACUUGCUUACAUUAGUUUCAGGAACUCUUCACAACUGGAAAAACGUAUUUGCGGGAUAAACCGUUAUCCUAUGCACACCAAUAUACAGAAAGCAGUAUCUGCUUGUUUCGAUUAUAAGGUGGUUGUGGGAUUCUAAUGCUGGGUACACACUAUGCAAUAUAUUGUCCAUUCCGCCAAUGAACGACAUAUUGCAUAGUGGAUUUAUUUGUGUGUACAGAAGAUAUGUCUAUGAAUAACUGUGUUCACAGACAUAUCUGACCGACCCUGCUGCACAGCCAAUGAUGAUAUAUCUAGCACAUAUAUCUGUAUAUGUUUGCAGGAGACCAGCCAAUCAGCGGCUGCAGGUGCUGCUGACAAUGACAUCACAACUCGGAGGGCAAAUAUAAAUGCUUGCCCACUUUUGAUGUCUGCCCACAUGUAUCGAGCUGGGGAUUGGUAAGUGUGUGUAAAUUACCAAAUCGGCAGCUCGGUCAGAUAAAUCUUUCAAGUGUGAAUACAUGUUGUAUCAUUUUGACAUUUUUUUUACAGUAAGACAUAUUUGUGAAUGUUAUCCAUACUUGCCUACUCUCCCGGGAGUUGCGGGAGACUCCUGAUUUUUUGGGUAGUCCCCACGUAACCCCAGAAGAGUAGGCAGAACUCCCGAAUCCCGCCCGCUUCCUAGUAAAGCGAGCAGGAUGGGAGAUGAUUACCGGAGUCUUGAGGGGCAGGGAUAAAUCAUGCAAAUUGCUUCAUUUAGUUGACGUGACAGCCCAGCGCUGCUCCCCGAAGUGGCCAGCUGCACCUCCUCUCCAGGCUUCUCCCAGAGAGGAGAAACAAAAGGUGGCAAGCAUUUGGGGUUUUAUAUAGGCUUAGUGGUCCUUUAAGAAUUUUGAAAAACUUUAGUCAGAUUUGCUUUAACACAACACACACAUUUUUUUAAGUACAAAUUUUAUUUAGUGUUGCUCCUGACACAUAUAUACUGUAACAAUAUUUCUGGAGUUCUGGGCACUCCUCUACAUAAUGGACUGAUGUUUUGUACUUGGUAUCCGGUCUAUAGAUCUACACUAAAAAGGUCUACAGUCAAUAGGUCGACCACUACUAGUCGACAUGUAUUAGGUCGACAGGGUCAAAAGGUCAACAUGUAAAAGGUAAACAGUUUAAAAAAUCAGCAGGUCCAAAAGGCUGACAUGACCACGUUUGACACACACACAUUGUUGACACAUUACCUUUUGGCCCCUUUGACCGUUUCUACUGUGUACCUAUUCCAUGUCGACCUUUUGACUGUCAACCUAAUGCAUGUCAACCAUUAGCGGUUGACCUAUUGACUUUAGACCUUUUUAGUGUAGAUCUGAUGAUCCACAUACUUGUACUUUUACUCUCAGUACAAAGCAUGAUGAUAGACACGUAAUACAUUUUGCUUAGAUGGCUUAAAAAAUGAUUCUACUUGUUGUUUCUAAUCUGUGUCAGUGAUGGAAAUUCACAGAAAAAUAAGGUUGGUGCACAUCUCACAGAUCCUGACCAGGCGUGAAACAGCAGUAUUCUAGGGCUGGAACAUGUACAGAGUAAGGAGAAAGAUAUUAAAUAAAUACCAGGCAUUCGUAGUUUUAUUCGACUGGCAUUAGCAUUUAUAACAAUCAGGAACACUUCAGGCUGAUUAUCUGUGCGCCCGUCUUUACCUGGGGAAACAUUAUGGCUCAUGUGCUCAUUUUACUCCAGGCUGUGCUACCCAUGUAUUUGUGUAGCUAAAACACUAGGCAGCUGUCUUCUUAUAAUCAUUUUAAAAAAUCAUGAAUUUUAGAAGAAAAUUAAAGUAUACUAACAGUUAAAACCUGUACAGUGAAACAAUGAAAUAUAAAGAUAUAUUUUUUUUUUAUUUUCCUGUUAAGUACUGUAUAUAAAUAUAUAUUUUUCCUUUUAAAAAUACAUAAAAAAGAACUUGGUGAUAAUUGAGAUUAUUUAUGAUGAUGCUACUCAACCUGCUACCAGUUAUCAUAAUGUGAGCUAAAGUUAGGUCUGAGUGAGAGUCCUACGUGUCAUUUACCUCAGCACUAGUUUGGCAGUAGGACAUUGAGUAAGGCGUAGAAGCGUUAUUGCAUGGCAUACCAUCAAUGUUACCCAACAACCUACGAGAGAAGAUGAAACACACAAGACAAAGAAAAUCACAUGACAACUCUAUAAUACUUGAUACCGUAACAAGUAUAACUUGAACUUCAGUCUUUUCUUCUUAAAAUUCAGGGAUAUUUGAGCUUGUAUUCUUUUCAUUACAGUUAAUCAUGUUUCUUUAAGGCUCUCAUAGGUUGUAUCCUAUUUUAUUUCUGUUUUUCAGGGGCAAGGUUGUUUCUGACCCCAGUUUUCCUUUUUCUUGUAUAUGUAUUAACACUUGUAACAAAUAUUGUAAAUGUGCAGGCUAUUUUUUUUUGCUUCAAAUUGUAAAAUAUGUAAAGUUUAGAAUGUUUUAAGUGAAAGUUGAAUGCACUGAGAUAAAUUAAAGGGACAAUUUGUAAGGCAGGGGUUUGGCAAGUGACAGUCUUAAGGACUCAUGCACCAAGUUGCAUGGCUGGUUAAUUCCAGUGUGCCACAUUGUAGCACUUGGUCUUAUCUCUCCUUGUAUGAAUGAGAGAUGAGAUGUGCUGAGUCUUUGCAUUCUUUCAAAAAAAAUGUAGAAGAGAAGUAUAUAAACUGUGGCUCUGUAUCUGGUCAAUCUUUAGCUCAUUCAGCUGCUGUUUUGUAUGCUCCUCAUCUAGAUGACUUACACGGAAUUAAGACUGAAGGUGCAACUUGCCAGAAUGUGACUUCAGUGCAUGGCACUCUUUAGUGUUGAUUCUUAACUCCAAUGUAUAAUGUUGUAGAAUGGUUACAGUAGGUACACACAUCACCGGGCUUCCUUUAUCAUUCUUCAAAGUCCAAAUCCCUUUACAUAAGUUGUCGUACUGUGCAAUAUACAUCUUCAAUUGGAUUUAUGUCUAGUCCCCAUGGCAAUGGAUUGGGAUCAUUUUCUUUUCUAUCAGUCACAUACUGUAUAUAUGUACAUUAACUUUUUUUUUAAUGAAUAUUGUGCCUGUGUGCACUAUAAUAACACAUCAUUUUUUUUUUGUAUUACUGUGUUUUGUUUAAUAUAAAAAUAGUCAGUUAUGUUGUCAUGUAAAAUUACGGUAUUUCCAAAUGAGGUAUGAAGCUCUUACUUGUACCUAAUGAGUUGUAGGCUGAUGGAAGAGUGUUGUGCCCUAUAAAGAGAGAAACCUAAUGCAUAUGUUGAUAUCAUGUGAUUUUUUUUAUUUUUUUACUGUCAUUUUAUUUGAAAAAGAAAAAACUCCAUUAUUUGCCAAACUGCUAGCUAGCUAAAUGAAAGGAAAAAAAAAAAAAAAAAGCAAGAUUGGCUUAAAAAUCAGCAAACUGAAUAAACAAAGUCUGUAAUAUGGUGUGCAGAUCUGGACAUGAUAGAAAGCAGACAUGACAUCGCUAGUAUAGGAUUUGAAAGGCUGACUGUAGCCAUACUUGAAAAUGCUUUGGAGUGUUGUCAACUUUACUUGAAUGAGCCUUUUCAUCUUGACGGGCUCACAGUAGUGUGGUCACUUCUAAAGCUAAUAGUUAAUGUGUGUAGGAAACCAUGCAGUUUGACACUAAAGUAAUGAAUUUGUGUGCUUUUUCUCUGUGUACUUUCAAGAGGCUUUAUUUUUCAUCCAUUUAAGUACCAUUUUUUUUCCCCAGAAAAUGUUGGUAUGUGUAUAAAAUCUGAGAACGGCUAUAAAUACUGUAAGUAUUGUAAUGUAAUGUAAUGAACGCAGGCUAUUUGAAAACUGUUUAUUAUAUCAUUCCUGAUAAUGCUGAGAUGU
Pseudophryne corroboree (corroboree frog) is the source of this 13989-nucleotide messenger RNA. RefSeq names its product tet methylcytosine dioxygenase 2 (gene TET2). The record is from RefSeq and is a predicted model, not a curated record. Gene Ontology annotation, molecular function: DNA 5-methylcytosine dioxygenase activity. The coding region runs from base 745 to 6213 and encodes 1822 amino acids. NCBI's taxonomy places the organism in Eukaryota, Metazoa, Chordata, Amphibia, Anura, Myobatrachidae. Gene Ontology annotation, biological process: positive regulation of transcription by RNA polymerase II; myeloid cell differentiation. The transcript is spliced from 10 exons. Gene Ontology annotation, cellular component: nucleus.